This is a messenger RNA of Macroventuria anomochaeta, 1970 nucleotides long. RefSeq lists its product as uncharacterized. Gene Ontology annotation, cellular component: phenylalanine-tRNA ligase complex; cytoplasm; cytosol. Gene Ontology annotation, biological process: phenylalanyl-tRNA aminoacylation. The transcript is spliced from 6 exons. Bases 32 to 1645 code for a protein of 537 amino acids. Gene Ontology annotation, molecular function: phenylalanine-tRNA ligase activity; ATP binding; tRNA binding. The record is from RefSeq and is a predicted model, not a curated record. Lineage: Eukaryota; Fungi; Ascomycota; Dothideomycetes; Pleosporales; Didymellaceae.
CGCACGACUAACGAGACCAAUACACGCCGAAAUGACAGGAACACGGGGCCCGGUGCCCGUACCGCUCGAGACGCAAGGUCAAAACCUCACACAAGACGUACUCGAUCUCCUCGACACGAAAGAGACGCUCCAGAGCAAUGAAGACUUCCCCGCUGUACCGCAGCGCGACAUCAAGGCAGCACUCGACAGGCUUGCCAGCCGAUCGAUGGUCGAAUACAAGACUCUGGACAAGGAGCAGGUCAACCUCACACCAGAAUCAGAAGGAAUUGUCGCGAACGGAAGUCACGAAUUCAAGGUCUGGAAAGCAGUGAAAGAGGCGGGGAAGAUCGCUAUCAAGGAAUUGCCUAGCAUUGUCGGCAAGGAGUCUGCGAGCGUAGGGCAAGGUAAUGCCUUCAAGAACAAAUGGAUCAAGAAGGACGGCACCGACCUCGUUCUCGUGGCCACAGAAGAGCCAGAGGAUAGCAUGCAGAAGCUUCUUAAGGGCAUUCAAGAGUCGCAAACCGUAUCAGACGCCAAGCAGCUCAAUGACCUGAAGAAGAAGAGGCUCGUCACGGUCACCAAAGUCAUCACAUACACUGUCACCAAGGGACCAAAGUACGCCAAGGAAAUGCCUGUGGAGCACACAGACUUGACAGCAGACCUCCUCGCAAGCGGUGCUUGGGAGACAGCGAACUUCAAGCCCUACAACUUCGCUGCGCUGGGAGCACAGCAAGAUGCUGGCGCAUUACACCCACUGAUGAAGGUCAGGCAAGAGUUCAGGAACAUCUUCUUCUCGCAAGGCUUUGUCGAGAUGCCUACUGGACACUUCGUCGAUUCUGGCUUCUGGAACUUCGAUGCUCUCUUCGUACCACAGCAGCACCCUGCCCGCGAUAUGCAGGAUACUUUCUUCGUCUCCGACCCACCUACGGCUGACAAGCCGCGCGCCGACCCCGACAGCGAAAGGCAGAUGGACCAGAUGGAGGCAAGCUCACAACGUCUCUUCUCGACAGGCGACAAGCGGGAAAAGAAGCCCAGGGAUUUCGAGAAAUAUUGGAACGAUGUCAAAAAGGUCCACGAGGAUGGCGCUUUCGGCUCAAUAGGCUACCGCUACAAGUUCAAGGAUGAGGAGACAUUACGUCUGGUCCUCCGCACACACACCACUGCCGUAUCAACAUGGGCGCUUCACCGAUUAGCAGAAGACCCGCGACCUGCACGCUACUUCUCAAUCGAUCGUGUCUUCCGUAACGAGACCGUCGACGCUACACAUUUGGCUGAAUUUCACCAAAUCGAGGGUGUCAUCGCUGAUUUCGGCCUCACACUAGGUGGCCUCCAGCGUUUCCUCGGUGACUUCUUCGCCAACAUGGGUCUUGAGAACCUGCGUUUCAAGCCCGCCUACAACCCCUACACAGAGCCGAGCAUGGAGAUCUUCGGGUACCACAAGGGUCUGAAGCGAUGGAUCGAGAUCGGUAACUCCGGCAUGUUCAGGCCUGAGAUGCUGGAGCCCAUGGGCUUGCCCAAGGACAUGCGUGUCUACGGAUUCGGUUUGUCUCUCGAGCGCCCGACAAUGAUGAAGUACGGUGUGUCGAAUAUUCGUGAGCUGCUUGGACACAAGGUGGAUUUGAGCUGGAUCAAGGAGCAGCCAGCUGUCCGUUUCGAUAAGGAGUAGACAAGCAGGGAAAGUCAAAAGGCGAAAACAGGUUAUUCAAAAGAGUUGCGGUCCUUGACCGAACGUUAGUUCUUGGGACGAAGAGCACGAUUGACAUGAUAGAAAUGCACCAAGCCUAUGGCGCCUGGCAGCACGAACUGGGAUGAUUGAACCCUUCGUCACGCAACAACACUUGUUGAAUAAAGAAAUACCAACGUCAGCAACCAGCCUUCGACCUUCAAGAAAGAAAUCGUUCUUCGGCACGUUCGCACAAUUUCUCUUCAUGUCUUCCUGUGUAUUCUCGCGCAUGGCUCCCGUCACGCCACCUGUCCCUUUUUGAAGUGCA